CCUCCCACCCCGAACUCCGAUCGAGGCGAUGCCCCCCACACCACACGUCCGCGACCGCGACGCCGCGACGCUACCGCCACCACCACCGCCACUACCCGGCCAUGGCCACGCUGCUCCCCUCGUUUCCGCACGCCCUCUCCAAGCCCCGCCACCUCCACCACCACUCCCACGUCGCCGCCGCCUCCGCCAGGCCCGAGGCCCCCAGCCCCGCCUCCGCGGCCCCCGCCAGCUCCCGCCUCCGCCGCCUCAUCGCGCGCGACGACCUCGCCGAGGCCGCGCGCCUCGUCGAGACCUCCUCCUCCCGCGGCGAGGCGCCCGACGUCUACCUCUGCACCAAGCUCAUCCGCAACCUCUGCCGCCGAGGCCGCACCUCCGACGCCGCGCGCGUCCUCCGCACCGCCGAGGCCUCCGGCGCCCCGGUCGACGUCUUUGCCUACAACACCCUCGUCGCCGGCUACUGCCGCUACGGCCGCCUCGACGCCGCGCGCCGCCUCAUCGCCGAAAUGCCCGUCCCGCCCGACGCCUACACCUACACGCCCAUCAUCCGGGGCCUCUGCGACCGCGGCAGGGUCGGCGACGCGCUCGCCCUGCUCGACGAUAUGCUCCAGCGCGGCUGCCAGCCCAGCGUCGUCACCUACACCGUCCUCCUCGAGGCUGUGUGCAAGAGCAGCGGCUUCGGAGAGGCCAUGAACGUCCUCGACGAGAUGCGUGCCAAGGGCUGCACGCCUAACAUUGUCACCUACAACGUCAUCAUCAACGGCAUGUGCAGGGAGGGCCGCGUCGACGAUGCCAGGGAGAUCUUGAACCGGCUGUCGUCUUAUGGCUUCGAGCCCGACAUCGUCAGCUACACCACUGUGCUCAAGGGCCUGUGUGCUGCUAGGCGGUGGGACGACGUCAAGGUGCUCUUUGCUGAGAUGGUGGAGAAGAAUUGCGUGCCGAAUGAGGUUACCUUUGACAUGCUAGUCAGAUUCUUCUGUCGUGGGGGUAUGGUGGAGAGGGCAAUCGAAGUUCUUCAGCAAAUGUCACAGCAUGGAUGCACACCCAACACUACCUUGUGCAACAUUGUCAUAAACGCUAUGUGUAAACAAGGUCGUGUGGAUGAUGCCUAUGACUUCUUGAACAACAUGGGCAUGUAUGGGUGCAAUCCUGAUACCAUUAGCUAUACUACUGUGCUAAGGGGCUUGUGUCGCUCCGGACGAUGGGAGCAUGCCAAGGAGCUAUUGCCGGAGAUGGUCCUAAAGAACUGUCCCCCAAAUGAGGUUACAUUCAAUACAUUCAUAUGUAUCUUGUGCCAGAAAGGAUUGAUUGAGCAAGCUAUCAAGCUUAUUGAACUGAUGCCAGAGUAUGGAUGUUCAGUGGGUAUUGUCACAUACAACGCUCUUGUCCAUGGCUUCUGUGUGCAAGGGCGUGUUGAUAGUGCUCUUGAGUUGUUUAACAAUCUUCCAUGUGAGCCCAACACCAUUACAUACACUACGUUGUUGACAGGCUUGUGCCAUACCGAGCAGCUGGAUGCUGCUGCAGAGCUCUUGGCUGAGAUGAUUCAGAAGGAUUGCCCUCUAAAUGCAGUGACUUUCAACGUACUUGUGAGUUUCUUCUGUCAAAAAGGGUUUGUCGAGGAAGCAAUCGAACUUGUGUAUCAAAUGAUGGAGCAUGGUUGCACCCCUAACCUGAUCACAUUUAAUACUUUACUCGAUGGGAUCACCAAGGAUUGCAACUCAGAAGAAGCGCUGGAGCUAUUGCAUGGUUUGGUCAGUAAGGGGGUAUCCCUAGAUACGAUAACCUACUCUUCAGUCGUUGAUGUCCUCUCAAGAGAAGAUAGAACUGAAGAAGCCAUUCAGAUGUUUCAUGCCGUGCAAGAUAUGGGGAUGAGACCAAAAGCUGGGAUGUAUAACAAGAUACUGUUCGCCCUCUGUAAAAGAUGUGAAACAGAUCAGGCUAUUGAAUUUUUUGCUUAUAUGGUGUCUAACGGUUGCAUGCCUAACGAGUCGACCUACAUUAUACUCAUUGAAGGCCUUGCCCAUGAGGGUAUGUUGAAGGAGGCACGAUAUGUACUGAGUGAGUUGUAUGCGAAAGGAGUUCUAAGCAAGAGUUUACUUGAAGACCAGCACUAAGGUUGUGGUUCACACUCUGCAUAUGCCUUAUUACUGAAGAGUGAGAAAGAAAAUUGUGCAUAUGCCUUGAGUCAUGAGGCUUUGGUGCUUAUUAAAUUCUGCUGAGUCUCCAUGGGCCUCACUUUCAGCAAGCUGGAAUCGGGUGGCAUGUUUUAUGUGUGUGCUUCAAGCUACAAUGAUCCAUAAAGAUGGGAUAGGUGAGCAGUACAAACACAGAAAUCAUGAGGAUGAACUUUCUUCCAGGUUUUUUAAGUGUGAAGACCAAGGAAAUCAAAAGGACGGUCUGCAGGAUAACACAAGCAAAUAAGAUAAAAGCAUGUUCAUACUUAUAACGGCCUAAUAAAAGAUACAGGCCAAUAAAGUUUCUUAGAAACACUUCUCAGUUUCAGCAGUUUGAGACUAAAUUGUUGAAUUAUUUGACUAUACUUCUCCGUGUGUAUAAACAUUUUGGUUUGUCUUCCAUGAGCAAUGGUUUCCCUGACUGAAUAUUCACAUGUCAAAAGAGUACUGCAAGUGAGGAAAAUAUAAUGUCAGCUGGAUCUAUUUUUAAUCUAUGAACAGGCUAUCUACGCGUACCAAUUUCAUCAUCAAGAAUUUGCAUAUUGGUGAAACCACAGGGCAUGAUGUGAGAUACCAUUCACAGGUUGGCUGUUGUUAGAACACCUAUACCCAUCGUUGUCUGCAGCAAAGGGCACAGGUUCAGAGUGAACCUCAUGUUCUUUUUUUGGCUUCAAAGUUGGAACCGCAGUUCGAUGGCUCAUAAGUCAUAUAUGAUGGUUCAUCACUUACCAGUUAUACCUAUACUGCUUUAGUGUCCACGGUGACAUGGGCGCAUUGCAGGACUAACCAAAACUACCGUAUAUAUCCUUCAAGAUUUGGUUCAGUUUGUUGCAUGUUGAUUGGUUCUAAUUCAUCUGUUCAAAGCA
Triticum aestivum (bread wheat) is the source of this 3037-nucleotide messenger RNA. RefSeq names its product pentatricopeptide repeat-containing protein At1g09900. The transcript is spliced from 4 exons. Gene Ontology annotation, molecular function: protein binding. The coding region runs from base 102 to 2111 and encodes 669 amino acids. The record is from RefSeq and is a predicted model, not a curated record. Lineage: Eukaryota; Viridiplantae; Streptophyta; Magnoliopsida; Poales; Poaceae.